Esox lucius (northern pike) is the source of this 2057-nucleotide messenger RNA. RefSeq names its product eukaryotic translation initiation factor 5. Gene Ontology annotation, molecular function: eukaryotic initiation factor eIF2 binding; GDP-dissociation inhibitor activity; translation initiation factor activity. Gene Ontology annotation, cellular component: cytosol. The record is from RefSeq and is a predicted model, not a curated record. Gene Ontology annotation, biological process: translational initiation; formation of translation preinitiation complex; formation of cytoplasmic translation initiation complex. The coding region runs from base 542 to 1819 and encodes 425 amino acids. Lineage: Eukaryota; Metazoa; Chordata; Actinopteri; Esociformes; Esocidae. The transcript is spliced from 12 exons.
GAUUACGACGUAUCCUGUCUGACGUAGAUCUAGCGGUGAAAGAGAACAUUCGAGAGGUAACCAAUGUUACCGUGGUCAAAUUGGCUAAUGUAGUGUUGGUGUGUGUCAGUUACAUGUUAUUGAUAUCCCAAUUCAGAGGGUGCCCCGAAUAUUCUUACAAAUACGGCAACAAUCUGCUAGUUCACUCAUCUCCGAAGUUUACGAUUCGUGAAUUUCGUUCUGCCCACUGAAUUCUUAAGGCGCAAUUCAAGCCAAAACACACCAGUUAUCGGCAACUCUUCACUGCGACUCUUGGACGACCAGCGUUGUUUAUGUCUUUGUUUUACGAAAACGAGCUGUUGCGCAGCUGUUGGAACCUGUGUGGAGGAAGCCUAGUCUACGAGCAAGGAGCUUGCGGCCACAGUGGCACAAAUAUUUUCAUGUCAGAGACCGAGCACGCUUGCAGUCGUUUAUGUCAUCCCCUCUUUUCCAGACAGAAGAUCCCGAAAAAUCCACAUUCAAGAUCUUUUUAUCUUACUGAUAGUGUUAAUACCCAGUCAAAAUGUCUGUCAAUGUCAACCGCAGCGUGGCAGACCAGUUCUAUCGCUACAAGAUGCCCCGUCUGAUUGCUAAGGUUGAGGGCAAAGGAAAUGGAAUCAAAACAGUCAUUGUCAACAUGACCGAUGUUGCAAAGGCACUGAAUAGGCCUCCAACAUAUCCAACCAAAUUCUUUGGUUGUGAGCUUGGUGCUCAGACCCAGUUUGAUGCGAAGAAUGACCGCUACAUCGUCAACGGAUCCCAUGAGGCAAAUAAGUUGCAGGACAUGCUAGAUGGAUUUAUCAGGAAGUUUGUGCUGUGUCCUGAGUGUGAUAACCCUGAAACCGAUCUGCAUAUCAAUCCUAAGAAACAAACAAUUGGUAACUCCUGUAAGGCCUGUGGAUACCGUGGCAUGCUAGACACACGACACAAGCUCUGCACGUUCAUCCUCAAAAACCCACCAGAAAAUGAACCUGGGUCUGUGAAGGAGAAAAAAGAUAAGAGAAACCGUAAGAAGGACAAAGAGAAUGGAUCUGGUAGCGGAGAGGCUGGAAACCAUAACGACAUAGAUGCCCCUGUUGCUGUGGAUGGUGAUGAUGAUGAUGAUGAAGAUUGGGCAGAGGAGACCACGGAAGAGGCACAGAGACGAAGAAUGGAGGAGAUAAGCGACCAUGCCAAGAACCUGACACUCAGUGAGGACCUGGAGAAGACACUUGAGGAGAGGGUCAACAUAUUCUAUAACUUUGUCAAACAAAAAAGGGAGGACUGCACUAUUGAUGCAGCUGAUAAGGAGAUCUUGGCAGAGGCAGAGCGUCUGGAUGUGACAGCCAUGGGACCACUGAUCCUGAGUGAACUGCUGUUUGACGUGAACAUCCGAGACCAGAUCAAGAAAUACAAACGCCAUUUCCUACGUUUCUGUGUAAACAACAAGAAAGCUCAGAAGUACCUCCUGGGAGGCUUUGAGUGCCUGAUUAAACUACACCAAGCCCAGCUGCUGCCCCGUGUGCCUGUCGUCCUGAAAGACCUAUAUGAUGCGGAUCUACUGGAAGAGGAUGUUAUACUGGCCUGGGCAGACAAGGUGUCCAAGAAAUAUGUGUCUAAGGAACUUGCAAAAGAGAUCCAUGCCAAGGCUGCUCCUUUUAUCAAGUGGCUGAAGGAGGCAGAAGAAGAGAGUGAGGGCAGUGAGGAAGAUGAAAAUGUGGAGGUUGUGUAUGAUUCUUCUGUUCGGGAACUGAAAGUGGAAACCGUAAAACCGGACAAGCCUAGUGAGGAAGAGGACGACUUUGAUAUUGAUGCAAUUUAAAUAAAAAAUUUAAGGCAAGAAUUUUGAGUAGUUGUAGCUUUGAACCACAUUGUCAACCAUUGUCAAAUUGCUAGCCUUCCUUUCCCUACACUGGCUGAUUUGUGGCAUGUUACAGUGCUUUGAUAUACCCUACAAUAACUUUGUAAUUUUGAGUUUAAAAUCUGAAAGGUGUAUUUUAGGAAUUUUGAUCUUGGUUUUGGUUUUUUCAGUCAUUAAAGAAAUGUUUUGCUAUCCACAA